Molecule: messenger RNA, 4009 nt
Organism: Rhinopithecus roxellana (golden snub-nosed monkey)
Lineage: Eukaryota; Metazoa; Chordata; Mammalia; Primates; Cercopithecidae
Gene: SLC14A1
Product: solute carrier family 14 member 1 (Kidd blood group)
Exons: 11
Coding region: 166-1488 (440 amino acids)
Biological process (GO): urea transmembrane transport
Cellular component (GO): membrane
Molecular function (GO): urea transmembrane transporter activity
Source: RefSeq, a predicted model, not a curated record
AUCUCCUGAGAAGCACUCUCCCUUGUUGUGGAGCCAGGCAAAUCUUUAUCAGCCACUGCCUUCUGCUGCUGGGAAGCCAUCUAGAGUGGUCUUUAAAGAAAAUUGGGCAUCUCCUGCUACUUAAAAUCAAAAACUACAUAAAAUAAAGAUUAGAAAAAAAUAAGGAUGAAUGGACGGUCUUUGAUUGGCGGCGCUGGUGACGCCCGUCAUGGUCCUGUUUGGAAGGACCCUUUUGGAACUAAAGCUGGCGAAGCAGCGCGCAGAGGCAUCACCCGGCUAAACUUGGCCCUGGCAGAUGGGUCGCAGGAACAGGAGCCAGAGGAAGAGACGGCCAUGGAGGACAGCCCCACUAUGGUUAGAGUGGACAGGGGUGAAAACCAGGUUUCACUAUGUCAAGGGAGAAGGUGCUUCCCCAAAGCUCUUGGCUACGUCACCGGCGAUAUGAAAGAACUUGCCAACUGGCUUAAAGACAAACCUGUGGUACUCCAGUUCAUUGACUGGAUUCUUCGGGGCAUAUCCCAAGUGGUGUUCGUCAACAACCCCAUCAGUGGAAUCCUGAUUCUGGUGGGACUUCUUUUUCAGAACCCCUGGUGGGCUCUCACUGGCUGGCUGGGAACAGUGGUCUCCACUCUGAUGGCCCUCUUGCUCAGCCAGGACAGGUCAUUAAUAGCAUCUGGGCUCUAUGGCUACAAUGCCACCCUGGUGGGAAUACUCAUGGCUCUCUUUUCGGACAGGGGAGACUAUUUCUGGUGGCUGUUACUCCCUGUAUGUGCUAUGUCCAUGACUUGCCCAAUUUUCUCAAGCGCAUUGAAUUCCAUGCUCAGCAAAUGGGACCUCCCUGUCUUCACCCUCCCUUUCAACAUGGCGUUGUCAAUGUACCUUUCAGCCACAGGACAUUACAAUCCGUUCUUUCCAGGCAAAUUGGUCACACCUGUAACUACAGCUCCAAAUAUCUCCUGGUCUGACCUCAGUGCCCUGGAGUUAUUGAAAUCUAUACCAGUGGGAGUUGGUCAGAUAUAUGGCUGUGAUAAUCCAUGGACAGGGGGCAUUUUCCUGGGAGCCAUCCUACUCUCCUCCCCACUCAUGUGCCUGCAUGCUGCAAUCGGAUCAUUGCUGGGCAUAGCAGCAGGACUCAGUCUUUCAGCCCCAUUUGAGGACAUCUACUUUGGACUCUGGGGUUUCAACAGCUCUCUGGCCUGCAUUGCAAUGGGAGGAAUGUUCAUGGCGCUCACCUGGCAAACCCACCUCCUGGCUCUUGGCUGCGCCCUGUUCACGGCCUAUCUUGGAGUCGGCAUGGCAAACGUUAUGGCUAGGAUUGGAUUGCCAGCUUGUACCUGGCCCUUUUGUUUGGCCACGCUAUUGUUCCUCAUGAUGACCACAAAAAAUUCCAGCAUCUACAAGAUGCCCCUCAGUAAAGUUACUUAUCCUGAAGAAAACCGCAUCUUCUACCUGCAAGCCAGGAAAAGAGUGGUGGAAAGUCCUUUAUGAGAACAAGCCCCAUCUGUAGCCAUGGUCACAAGUCCUUUCUGCCUGACUGCUCCAGCUGACUUCCAGGGUCUCAGCAAACUGCUGUUUUUCAUGAGUAUCAACUUUCAUACGAACGCAUCUAUGAUCUGUUCUUAUGCUCAUUUUGUAUUUUCCUUUCAACUCCAGGAAUAUCCUCAAGCAUAUGAGAGCCACAUCCAGGUGAUGUGCUCUGGUAUGGAAUUUGAAACCCGAAUGGGGCCUUGGGACUAAGACUGGAAUGUAUAUAAAGUCAAAGUGCUCCAACAGAAGGAGGAAGUGAAUACAAACUAUUAGUAUUUAUUGAUAUCGUUGGUGUUUAGCUGGCUCGAUGAUGUUAGCAGUAUUAAAAAUCAAACCCCAUAAACCAACUAAGCCUUAUGGAACUCACAGUCACAAAAUCGAAGUUAAUCCAGAAUUCUGUGAUAAGCAGUUUGGCUUUUUUUAAAUCAAUGCAAGUUACACAUUAUAGCCAGAGUCAAUAUCACAGAGGUGCAAGCUGACAGCUGAGCUCGGUCCCCACUUUCUACAAACAAUGGCCUGCACCCUAUGCCAUGUGUGUGUGACAUUCUCUCAUGGGACAUAGUUGGGGUUUUUCAGACUGACAGGACUGCAAGAGGAAGAAAGGAAUUUUGUCAAUCAAAAUUAUUCUGUAUUGCAACUUUUCUCAGAGAUUGCAAAGGAUUUUUUAGGUAGAGAUUACUUUUCCUUAUGAAAAAUGAUCUGUUUUAAAUGGGAUAAAAUAGGAGAAGUUCCUGGCUUAACCUGUUCUUACAUAUUAAAGAAAAGUUACAUACUGGAUUUAUGAAAUACUCAGCUUAGGUAUUUUUACUUUAAUCCCUAAAUUGAUUUUGUAAAUGACACAAAUGCAUAGAAUUGUUACCAACCUCCAAAGGGCUCUUUAAAAUCAUUUGAGGAUGUCUUAUAAAGACUGAAGGCAAAGGUCCGAUUGCUUAUGGGUGUUAUUUUUAUCACUUGUUGAAUUUCUUAAUUUAAAAAAGCUCAUUAUUUUCUGCACACUCACACUCUCUCAGAAACCAGUGGCAUUUGAACCACCAAAAAGAAAUGAAGGGCUGAGUGCGGUGGCUCACGCCUAUAAUCCCAGCACUUUGGGGAGCCCAGGCGGGCAGAUUGCCUGAACCCAGGAGUUCAAGACCAGCCUGGGCAGCAUGGCGAAACCCUAUAUCUACAAAAAAUACAAAAAUUAGCCAGGCAUGGUAGCGGGCACCUGUAGUUCCAGCUACUUGGGAGGCUGAGGUGGGAAAAUGGCUUGAGCCCAGGAGGCCAAAGUUGCAGUGAGCUGAGAUCGCACCACUGCACUCCACCCUGGGCGACAGAGUGAGACUGUGUCUCUCUCAAAAAAAAAAAUAUAUAUAUACAGGUAAGGAUUCCCGUUUUCCUCUCUUUAAUUUAAAAGUUACCAGUUCCGUAAAGGCUCCGUAACCAAACAUGUUGAAGACAGCAACAGAAGUCACGUUCAGGGACUGGGCACAGUGGCUCACACCUGUAAUCCCAGCACUUUGGGAGAUGGAGGCAAAAGGAUUUCUUGAGCCCAGGAGUUCAAGACCAGCUUGGGCAACAUAUCAAGACUCUAUCUCUUAAAAAAUAAAAAUAAUAACAUUAGCCAGUUGUGGCAGCACACAUCCGCACCAGUUACUCAGGAGGCUGAGGUGGAAAAAUCGCUUGUAUACAGAAGUUCGAGGCUGCGGUGAGUUACGAUCAUGUCACUGCACUCCAGCCUGUGUGACAGAGAAAGACCCUAUCUCUAAAAUAAAUAAUAAUAAUGAAUUAAUUAAUUUUAAAAAGAAGUCAUGUUCAUUUACCUUCCACUUCAGUAUGUAUGGUGCAGUAGUUUGGAGGUUGGAAAGUGAAACGUCGGAAUCCUGAAGAUUUUUUCCACUUCCAGUUUGCAGUGCUCAGUGCACCAUAUACAGCUUGCCGAAUGAAUAAACAGAAAUAGGGAAGUAAACCUACAAAUAUUUUAGGGAGAAGCUCACUUCUUCCUUUUCUCAGGAAACCAAGCAAGCAAACAUUGUUCCAAUUUUAAAAUCCUGUGACCAAAGCCUUUGAAACUAUGAAUUUGUAACUGGCAUAGGUUUAUGGAUAUUGCUGUGGAGAAGCUCAAUUUUCAGUGUUUGAACUGAACCCUUUCUUGUUAGGGAAUGUGUGAAAGAAGAAUUGGGGGGGUGGAAAAGAAAACAAGCAUAACCAAAGAUCAUCAGCAGUGAAGAAUCUAGGCUGUGGCUGAGUGAACCAGAGGCCUCUAAAAUGCACCCAAGUUGAUCUUCAGAACGGGGAUCUACCAUGCAGGAUCUUCUUGUGCUCACACAAAUCUGUAAUUAGGAACAUUGUACAUUGUUGAAUUUAAAUGAUAUUAAUUUUCUCAAGCUAUUUUUGUUACUAUUAUCCUAAAAAUAAGUAUUUGCAGAGAGCACUUAUACUUUUUCCUAAUGUCUGUAUAACAAAUUUCUAUGCAAGUACAUGAAUAAAUUAUGCUCACAGCUCA